Paramisgurnus dabryanus is the source of this 3936-nucleotide messenger RNA. The record is from RefSeq and is a predicted model, not a curated record. NCBI's taxonomy places the organism in Eukaryota, Metazoa, Chordata, Actinopteri, Cypriniformes, Cobitidae.
UCGACGUGAUGUCAACUCUGCAGCAGAGGCGGGAGUGUGCGUGAGCUUGCAGCGAGGUCGUGAGCGCAUAGACCUGUACCGGAUGAGUCGUGUGCGCGUGUGCGUGUGCGCUGAUAUCAGACCGUCUGAUUAUUAAUCCAGAGCGAGUAAUCAUCUAAUCGUUUGAUUGAUUGAUUGAUCGAUCGGUCGAUGAUGUCCGCGCUGGAAGAGUACGAGCGCGCGCCCAAGCGUCUGAAGGUCGCGACUGAGGAUGAGCUGGAGGAAGGCGAGGAGUCAGAUUCAGCAUCCGCGGGGCUCGUGCACGACGAAGAUGAUGAUGAAGAAGAAGAUGAAGGGCAGAGCAGAGCGCGCAGGAAGGAUAAAAGCUCUGAGACACAUCGCAUCGCUCCGUCUCCGGUGGUUCAUGUCCGUGGAUUGUGUGAGUCCGUGGUGGAGGCCGAUCUGGUGGAGGCCUUGGACAAAUUUGGAAACAUCUGUUAUGUCAUGAUGAUGCCCUUCAAGCGUCAGGCUCUGGUGGAGUUUGAGGACAUUCAGAGCGCUGACCGCUGCGUGUCGUGUGGCUCUCAGGAGGCCGUCUACAUCGCCGGUCAGCAAGCGUACUUUAACUACUCCACCAGUAAACGCAUCACUCGACCCACCAACGCUGACGAUCCCAACAGUGGGAACAAAGUGCUGCUGCUCUCCAUCCAGAAUCCACUCUAUCCCAUCACUACGGAUGUUUUAUACACGGUCUGUAAUCCGAUAGGAAAUGUGCAGCGGAUCGUCAUCUUCAAGAGGAAUGGGAUUCAAGCUAUGGUGGAAUUUGAAUCCAUCCAGAAUGCACAGAAGGCCAAGGCGGCGCUCAACGGGGCUGACAUCUACGCCGGCUGCUGCACGCUGAAAAUUGAAUACGCUCGGCCUUCACGCUUAAACGUCAUGAGAAACGACAAUGACAGCUGGGAUUAUACCAAACCCUUCCUACUGAGACGAGAGCGUGGUAAAGGCAGACAGAGACAGGCCAUAUUGGGCGAGCAUCCGUCCUCUUACUCAGAUAAUGGAUACGGGUCUCACUGCCCUCUGCUGCCUCUGCCCAGUAAUAAUCGAUUCAAACGCUCUUCUCAUGACGUCCCAGAGGUUGUGUCGUAUCCGCUGCCACAGAGCUCCUCCUACAUGGGCCACACCUCCAGCUCGGUUGCCAUGGUGAGUGGCCUCCAUCCAUCCAAGAUGAACUGUUCACGCAUCUUCAACCUCUUCUGUCUCUACGGCAACAUUGAGAAGGUGAAGUUUAUGAAGAGCGUUCCAGGUACGGCUCUGGUAGAGAUGGGUGAUGAAUAUGCAGUUGAUAGAGCGAUCACACAUCUUAACAGCAUCAAGGUGUUCAGCAAACGACUCAAUGUCUGCGUGUCAAAGCAGCACGCUGUGAUACCCAGUCAGGUCUUUGAGUUGGAGGACGGAUCCAGCAGCUACAAGGACUUUGCCAUGACCCGUAAUAACCGCUUCACCAGCGCUGGUCAGGCCUCUAAAAACAUCAUUCAGCCUCCGUCCUGUGUCCUUCAUUUCUAUAAUGUCCCGCCGUGUGUCAGCGAGGAUGAUCUUCAGCAGUUAUGCACAGAGCACGACGUCCCAGGAUUCAUCAAAUAUAAAGUAUUUGAUGCCAAACCAAGUUCAAAAACCAUCUCUGGUCUGCUGGAGUUUGACAGUAAAACUCACGCUGUGGAAGUUCUGACGGUACUCAAUCACUAUCAGAUACGAAUACCCAAUGGUUCAAACCCAUACACACUGAAGCUCUGUUUCUCCACGUCAUCACAUCUCUGAGACGGAGUGAAGCGUCUGCGGGCCGAGGGUCUCACAUCAUCACUUUGUUCUUUUUUUGCUGUUUUUGGUCGUCUUUGUUUUUUCCAGUACACGUCUAACCGGAACUGAGACUCGUCUUCUGGAUAUAAAACAUGACGAUGUCACAAAAGGCGGUGCCACCGAUGCCACUGAAAAAGCAAGAAGAGCAAAUGAAUGAUUUUGAUCCGUUUAUUCGUUUCUCUGGAUGUCUUCGGUAACAAUCUGACACGUCAAACGUGUUGGGUGGACACGGAGAGCGAGAGACUAAACGUUUAUGCUGUGUCAUACAGUAUGUAUAUGUAUGGCAUCAGGUUUGGGUAAAUGAAAGCACUUAACUAGUGAGGUGACCUGUAAUUGGUCAUAGGUUUUAAUUUGAAAUGCAGGCAGUUAUAAUGAAGAUUUGCCCCAGAUUGACUUUAAUAAUAAUGUGAGUGUUCACACGUCGUCUGUUUUAAAUGAUAAACACACUUUUGUUCACACUCAGUUCAGUGAUGAUGGAGACAGAUUCAGAUUGUGCUGAAGUGAAUGAACAUGAAUCACACUGGACAACAUCAUCAGACAGUACUCUAUAUGUUUAAACAUGUGCUGCUCUUUUAUAUUCUUUUCAUUGUUUAUUUAAAUAACAAAUGAGAUUUUUUAGCAUAAAACAUUGAACGGAUUGUCAUGUCAUGAGAAUCUUCUGGGAUCAGUUGUUCAAAAUGUUCCAGAUAUGGAAAUCCCAUGUUUUGCUAUCCAGGAUCAGGUGAACCAUCUCACUUCUGGAUUGGAUCACCCUGAUCCAGAUAAACACUUUUUCAGAUUAACAAAUCUGGAUUAAAUGGAAUCACAUGUCAAUGUUGACUAUUAGCUAUGUAAGAAACAGCAGGUAGUUUGGUCAGUGUGGGAUCAUACCGAGUGUUUUUUACUUGAAGAGACAAUAAAACAACACAACUUUCCCUUUCUUUUAAUUUCAAUUUAACAUUCAGUCUGUUUUUCUGGCCCUUAAAACAAAUGUAGAUUAUACACAAACACAUGAAUUUUAAGUCAUAAAGAGGCUAAAUGUCUGGUAGUUUACAUUUGUAGAAAUGCAGGUUGUAAAAACUUUUGACUGUUUGUUUUCUGAUGAUUGUGAUUUUAAUGAAUAUACUGUACAGUGCCAAUGACAGAAAACGUUUUGGAUUAGUUUUGGUGAAAUUAAAUGUUUUAAUAUUUUGUUUUGCUAUUGUCUGCUGUAUGAGGGAUUUAUAUGGACUUUUUUCUUUCUUAAUUGACUGGAAGGUUGCCCAAUGUUAUACUUUGAAUACGUUAUCAUUAUAAGGAUUGAACUGAACAAAAUUUCAACAAACAAAUGAUAAAUUUAUAAUUAUUACAAAAUAGAAAUGUUGUAUUGUAGACUAACUAUAAGUUUAUAAGUUUAAGUAAUUUUUUUUAAAAGCUUUAUUGCAUUUUUGUUCCGGAAAUCCACCCUUCUGCUGGGAUCAAACAAAUCCCAAUCUUACUAAAAUGUUUUGAACGCCACAAAGUGACGAUUUGAUCCCGAUCAAAACCUUGAUUGGAUUUUGUGAUCCAAUCCAAAUUCAGAAUCCAUUUUUUGUUUUGAACAACCCAAAUUUUGAUCUAAUCUGAUGCAAAAUCCAAAUGGAUUACUUUUGAACAACUUGCCCCAGAAGAUGUGAGCUUCAGUUGAAUCAAUGAAAAUCUUUUGUUUAGAAAGUUAAAUUGCUUUAUGUUGCAAAUCUAUCUGGAUCUGAUGAGAACAGCAGAAUCUUAAAUAUGGUAAUGUUUUAUUUUUAAAUAAUUGUCAAAAGGGUAAACGUUUUUCUGGGUUCAAAAUGAAACAAUGUGUGGAGAUCAGGGUGAGACAAACGUCUGAUUUUCAUUUGAUCAGAUGAGGACAAAUGGAUUAAAAGCUGACUUGAAACAAGAAAGAAAUCUCAUGAAGAUUGAAAUGGACAAUAACUGAAUAUUAUUUCUUAGAGUUAUCAAUCAUCAUUUAUUUCUGCUGUAUAUUUGAUGUAAUUGACACAUCAGCACAUGUGCAGUUCACUGUAAGCAUGUCCUGUCAUUGAAACAGUCACAAUUCUACAAACAUCUGUCUUACUAUGAAUCUUUUAUUACAAUAAUAAACAUUGAAAUGAUGUCAUA